ACGUACGUACGGGAUCCAGAACGGAUAUCACCCACCCGACAGUUCACUGUUCGGUUGGUACGUAAUCCACAUGACUCAUAGGGUGGAUUAUCGAUUCUUGUGUUCUGCAUUAAACUAUUUAUAGUUUAAGGGCCUGUUAGUUGCAGCAUUGGCAUUGCUUGUUCUGGUGGUUGUGGUUCAACUUUUUUUAAAAAAAAAAAAAAAAUUUCUUCCAAAUGCUUCUCUUCUUGAUCACUUCCUUCACCUUCAUCACCAUUUUUUACAAGUCACUGUGCUUCCAAUUCAAGGCAGUUCCUGCCACAUGGGCAGCUGAGUUCAGAUUGCUGUCCUUGUGUUUCUGGGAUGGUUUCCAUUUCUCCCUGCCCGCCCUGACACCUCCCGGAACGCCGCCGCCGCCGCUUCCCAGGAUCAAACCCCCCGAGGAAGAACAGGGGACGGCGCUGUCGGUCCUGGAUUUGCCUGAUUUGGUGUUGGAGUGCAUUCUCGAGAAGCUCCCGCCGGAGGGCCUGCGUGUCCUGGGCAGUGUGUGUAGGUCCUUGAGGGAGAGAUGCACAAGUGACCGUUUGUGGGGAAGGCACUUGGAGCAGAAAUGGGGGAGGGUCAUUGGCCCUGCUGCCCACAGGGCAUGGCAGUGCCAUAUCUCUUCUUCUUCUUCCUCCUCCUCCAGGUUUUUCAACCAAGGCCAUCACAAGGGAUUUUUGGGUUACCUCUCCAGGUUUUUGCCCAUUUCUGGGAUUCUUGGGUACAGGUGGAGGAGAAGAAGCCAUUUGCAGCCUGUUGAGUGUUCCUCUGUCAUGUCCUGGUAUCUUGCUCUUGAAUCCGGCAAGUUUUGGUUCCCUGCUCAAGUUUACAACCGCGAGAAUGGGCAUGUUGGGUUUAUGAUGUCUUGCUAUGAUGCUGAAAUUAGCUAUGAUCCCUAGACUGACACUUUCCAGGCCAGGUAUCCACCACAUGGGAGGAUGGCAGUGGCAGUAGAGAGUGGGGUGGCAUGGGAAAGAAUAAGAGCUCCUCCAAUUGAUACCUCCCCACACCAUCUCCACAUAUCUGAUUGCUUGAAUGAUUUGAGCCCUGGUGAUCACAUUGAAAUCCAGUGGAGAAGAAACAAAAAAUUUCCCUAUGGGUGGUGGUAUGGCAUUGUUGGCCACUUGGAAACAUGUGAUGGGAUUCCCAGCUUCUGUCGCUGUAAUGAAAGUGAUAGCGUGGCGUUAGAUUUCAACCAAUACUCUGCAGGAUCGCGGUGGAGAAGAACAACUGUUAGUAGAAAAGAGCACCGCGAGGAGGGAAACGAAGCAGACGGGUUCUACGGAGGGAUCAACAAACUUUGCACUGCUGAUGACAUUUCUGCCUGGAAAAAGCUAUGGCCAUCUCAAGUCUUGGAAUAGAAUCAGAUUUUCAUGCCAUUUUUUUCAAAUAAUAAGAACAAUAGUUGGGUAGGUGAUUCUACUUUAGGGAUGGAGUUUCAGUACUUCACCUCAUAUAGGAAUUGCAUCCUCUGUACAGAUUUAUGGAAGUGAUGAUGAUGGGCUAAUUGGAUAAAUUAAUGGGUACCUG
Messenger RNA from Cuscuta campestris, 1551 nucleotides. Lineage: Eukaryota; Viridiplantae; Streptophyta; Magnoliopsida; Solanales; Convolvulaceae. The record is from the annotation of a GenBank genome assembly.